Molecule: messenger RNA, 1459 nt
Organism: Calliphora vicina (urban bluebottle blowfly)
Lineage: Eukaryota; Metazoa; Arthropoda; Insecta; Diptera; Calliphoridae
Exons: 3
Coding region: 77-1459 (460 amino acids)
Source: RefSeq, a predicted model, not a curated record
AAUCAAUAUGAGUAUUAAUACAGGAGAAGCAGAAAAAUAAAAUAUGAACAAAAAAACUACAAUUUAGUUAAUAUUUAUGUUUUUUUUUAACAUUUCUUUCUUUUUAUUCUCAUUUCAGUGUUGGGAGGAAUGCAGUAAGGCGCCACCGGGUAAAAUCAGUAAAACCAUACGUGAAACAUGGUCUUUGCACACUGUCUCCAUGGUUCAGCAAGACUCUUUAGUGCUGGUGGAUGUUGCUUGGGAACAAUUAAGCGUACCCUAUCAGUGUCUGGUCACCUGGGAGGUAUCGGGUGGCGGUUUAAUGGGCAACUUAUUGACAGAAUCGUUUAAUGUGCAAUUGUCUUUGUGGCCAGAUACGAAAUAUCGUGUACAGGUGACUUGUAAAAAUAAGCUCACUGGUUUCAUGUCACGUUCAUUGCCCCUAAUCAUCGACACAUCGGAGGCUGUUAAGGCUAUUGAGACAACUGUACCACAACUAAGACCAACCAUACGUAAACAAGCCAUAGCUUCCUACAUCACCAAUAUACCCCUACCCACUACAACAAUCCCACCAACAGCUCCACCACAACCAACACCAACAUUCCCCACACGGUCGUCAGCGGCUAAACAAGCGCCAGCACAAUUCCCAGUAGAUAAUAGAGCUGAUGACGAUGACAUUGAUACAAAUGUAGUUCCUUAUGAUGAUCAACAAUCGGCUGAGACUAUAAAUCAACAUACAAACUUUAUCUUUAACUGGCAUAUGAAGAAGAAUAGCGAUAUAAGUGCCAUUGAACCGUUGCACAAAACCGAACAAGACAUAUUGGCAGUGCUGGCCAACAUACACAAACCGCUAUUGUUUGGCAUGACAGCUGGCAUUACAUUGUUAAUGCUGUUGCUCAUGUUCUUUGCAUGUCCUUUGAGAAAGCCCAGAUUAUCGAGUGAUAAGGCCAUGUUAAUGGCUGAAGAUUUAAAUGCUCACGGUCUGACAUUGCCACCGGCCUUGACGGCGUCACGAUCGAUAGGAGUGACAACAAGAAACGACAGAAUCGAACAUGAAUGUAAAUCACCUGCUAUGUGCUCAAGAGAUACUUUGAGAGUUUGUAGCGGUCCCCUCUCAGCGGAUAGUCGUCAAGCAGAAAUAAAACAAACAGCAGCUGCAAUGACCGUUUCGCAGAACUUUAUCUUUGUUUCUUGUACAUUGAAGGGUAUCGGUAUCAUUAAAGAUGCGAUCGGUAAAUUCUUCAAAGACGUGCCAGUUAGCAUUAUUUUUGUCAAUGUAAUUAUGGCGUUCGAAGACGAUGAAACCUGGACGCGAUCCAGACAAGCUAUUAUGGACAAAUGCUUUGACCGUGGAGAAAAUACUGCUCGUCAAGUUAUGCAAUUGAGCAUAUUAGAACUUGCUAUUGUGACGUAUCCAAUUAAGGCUUUAUUGAUUGGAAUGAACUGGACAUCUCACGGCUACAUGUUAGAUUUUAAGUGA